CCGAGUUUUGGGGCUUUUUUGUGGCUGCCAGACGUCGUGCCGACGCGCCGAGGUCGUUGAGCGACGCCUCAGCAUGCCCUCGCCCGCCCGCCGCGGCGGCUCCCAACAGCAUGCACCAGCAAUCACGGCAGCAGCCCUCGCCCUGCGCUUUGCAUUGGUAGCCGUCGCGUCGAUAAUCGACGCCUACAAGCCCUUGGGGCUGCGCUACACGGACGUGGAUUAUGACGUUUUGAAGGACGGCGCGCGCGCCAUGGUGCAAGGCGGCAGUCCGUUCCAGCGAGCGACGUAUCGGUAUUCGCCACUUGUAUCAUACCCUUUACUGUUAGAUGUAAAGACGGGGCUACCGCUGGCCAAGCUGCUGUUCUGUCUGAUGGACGUGCUGCUAGGCGACGCCAUGGGUCAACUCGCUUCCCAUCGAGGCGCGUCGUCGCACGUGCGGUUGCUCUGGUUGUUCAACCCGAUCUCUAUCGUUCUGUGCACGCGCGGGUCCUGGGACGCCGUGAGCGUUUAUCUUGUGCUGAAAGCGCUACUGAGCAAGCGGGCUCCCGUGCAAGCGGGUUUAUUGCUGGGUCUGGCGACUCAUUUACGGCUCUAUCCAGUCAUCUAUGCUGCGCCCUUCUUGUACAACCUCUGCUUCGAAGCACGACGACGAAUUACGUGGGGCAGGGCUCUGGCGUUUGGUCUGGCGUUCGCUUCUGGUCUCCUCGGACCGACGCUCUACGCCUAUCAUACAUAUGGCAAUGUAUAUGUGGAGGAGGCCCUGCUUUUUCAUUUAAGGCGAGCGGACCACCGCCACUCGUUUAGUGUCUUCUGGCUGCCCAUUUAUCUUAGUAGGGCGCUGCAAGAUUCAAGGUUAAACCUCCUACUCAAACUAGCGCCCUUCGCGGCUCAUGUGGUACUGCAGGCCGCGUCACUCGUAGCCUUGAAAGAUGAUAUAGAUAAAUGCGCCCUCGCCCAGACUUUGCUCUUCGUGGCCGCCAAUAAGGUCUGCACCGCGCAAUAUUUUUUGUGGUGGCUCCCGUUGUUGCUUGUCGUCGUCGACGACUGGAGACUUAUUUUAAGACCCUUGAGGAACUGGGUCUUGAGUUGUGGCCUCUGGCUGGUUGUUGCCUAUGGGCUCGAGUUCCGCGGCUUACCGGUGCAUAUGUUACUGUGGGGCUGCUCCCUACUGUUCUUCCGGGCGAAUGUGGAUCUCUUAAUAAGCGCCGUGUCGUCUCCACCACCGGAGGCGAAGGCGCCUCCCCAAGUCCGCGUCUCGUCAAUUGUGGAGGAGACGGACUCCUGGACGGACGACGGCGAUACCGAUGAGGAUGUCGAUGAUGAGGACCCGGGCGAGGCGUCGGGCUUUAGCUUGAAACUGUAAAUAACGAUUUUGAUGUGUGCA
This is a messenger RNA of Pelagomonas calceolata, 1384 nucleotides long. The record is from the annotation of a GenBank genome assembly. Lineage: Eukaryota; Pelagophyceae; Pelagomonadales; Pelagomonadaceae.